UGUAUGCGGUUAAACCUUUAAACAUUCGGAGACAUAUGAACAAUCCAGAAGGAAAAUUUGUCUUGGAAUCUCCCCCAGUGCGGUCUUCGGAGAGGCUGUUUUAUAUAAUUUUACUAAUAUAUUUUUCAAUUUGUGUCAUCACUUUUAAAUGCCUGAAAACCUCAAGAGCGCUUCCGCUACCUACUACUCCUCUUCCGCCACUUCCACGAAGAUUCAUAGAGCCACCUUUCGAAAAACCGUUUGAGAAAGACCUUUUCAAGGAUGGUUACUCUGUAGACUACCCAGAUGUUCCCAAGAGACCCAAUAUAGCGCAACAAGCUCACGAAAAUGUUAAAAAAGUUCCCCGAAGCUGGGGGCCACUCUCCAACGAAAUAUAUGAAAGCAACUUCUAUGGACAACCUCAACCUAGAGGUAUAAUAGAUACAAAUAGUAUACAGCAAGACUUCGGCGAUGCGUUUAAGAAGAAUUACGUCAAUAACUUUGAGGUUGAAGGUUAUUAUUUAGAUGAAGAUUUGUCAACCGAAGAAGAAGAAAGUAACUUUAUUGAACCAAGUUACCCGGCUGAGCCGACUUUGGUCAACGCGUACUUCGGUAUUGAGCCUCAGUUGAACUACGUUAGUGAUCAGUACCAGUUUCAAACUACCACCUAUUCCACUUAUAGCGGGGACGAUACAACUAGUGCAGACUAUAAUGUUAGUGAAGAAACACACGAAUUGGACAAUGACUCGAGUUGUGAAGAAACUGAUGAAGAUUACAACAACGACACUGAUUUAACACCACCUAUUGUUACCAACUCUGUAGGUACCAAAGGCCCAACGAAAGUUCCUCAAGUAAAAUCCGGAGAACAAUUUCAGCAGGUAUUAAGUGCACUGAACAAAGUGCUCAAUUCAGACUCCGACAUAAAUGACAGUGAAAGCAAACCAAAAAUUCAGAGGCCUACCAAGAAAUUUGUCAGGCCGAUAAUGAACCCCAGCGAAGGAAAAUCAAGAAGUAAACCGAUUGUAAAUGAAGAUCCCAUCAUAGAAAAAACUCCCGCUCCAAAAGAAGUAUUUUCGAGAACUACAACAAUUACAAAAACUACGACUUGGUAUCUUAAUGAGGACAACGAGGUUAUGGUUAUAGAAGAUAUAGACGGUAUGCGCAAUCCUCUGAAAGGAAAAUACACUAAGACAAGUAAAACAACGACUUCGGGUCCUGUUCCAUGCUACUUACAAGGGUUAGAGGACGUGAUAUUUGAGGAAGAAAACGAAAAAAAAAAAAGCAAAACUAUACUGGAUAAAAUGUCGUACUUGAAAGGGAUGAAUCCAACUUCAAUCACGUCAUUUACAACAGCACCGAAUCCAUGGUCUACAGAAGUACAUGAAGAGGUGGUUUUUGAAGAAAUAAUUAAAAUGAAAGACGUGGGAACUCAUGCAGAAUCAAAAACACAUUAUUUAGGCUCCCAACCUUCACCAAUGGAACACAUUGUAGAUUAUUUGCCUAGAAAACAUUCAGUAAUUGAAGAAGAUGUCGAAGAAGUCAAAGAGGUUGAACAAGUUAUUAUAGAAAAGGAGGAGGAAGAAAUAGUUGUUGAAGCCUCCCUAGACUUUCAACCAUAUCAAGUGCCCAUCCCUUCUCCAAAACAAUAUGUGCCUCCUGUACAGUUUCAACCUGUAUACUCUACCACACACCCGCAACAAUCUAUUGAAGCAGAAAGUACAGCCGAAGACAGGAACUACCUAGAAAACCCAUACAUGAAUGAUCUGCUCAGUGGUCAGAUAACCACUCCAAAGCCCCUUUCAACUCCACCUACAAUUGACAAUACCUUCACGCCCCAUCCCACAGUGGGGCCUCAUCCGUCUUUGGACCCAACCCAUCCUCCAACACCGAGCACACAGUCUCCUUACAAUCUUCCACAACCCUUGAGCGGUCAACAUCCUCAGCUUUACGGGAACCAUCCCCAACCUCAAAACUGGGACCAUUCAGGCCAAGCAAACAGAAGAGACAAAUGGGAGCAACAGAACAACUGGGACAACUACCAGGAUCCUCAACACCCACAAGUGAAGAAUGAAGUUCUUCCUUUAAUUCAAGAAGAACCCGUCCGACACCACCCGAGUAGGAUGGAGCAGGAAGGUAAGCGUCAAUUGACUCCCCAAGAAGCAAAGAGGCAAUUGUACCAGAAUAGACAACAAUUCCAGAACCGACAAGGAAGAACUCGAGAUCUAUAAAUUGAAUCUACGUAACUUUGUGUGUAUCAUUUAUAGGAUGCAUUAUAAUGUAAAAAAGUUAA
Homalodisca vitripennis (glassy-winged sharpshooter) is the source of this 2269-nucleotide messenger RNA. RefSeq lists its product as uncharacterized. The record is from RefSeq and is a predicted model, not a curated record. The transcript is spliced from 2 exons. NCBI's taxonomy places the organism in Eukaryota, Metazoa, Arthropoda, Insecta, Hemiptera, Cicadellidae. Bases 36 to 2207 code for a protein of 723 amino acids.